Mercenaria mercenaria is the source of this 1427-nucleotide messenger RNA. RefSeq lists its product as uncharacterized. Bases 176 to 745 code for a protein of 189 amino acids. The transcript is spliced from 2 exons. The record is from RefSeq and is a predicted model, not a curated record. NCBI's taxonomy places the organism in Eukaryota, Metazoa, Mollusca, Bivalvia, Venerida, Veneridae.
UAUAAAAAAUGCCUCUGACGGGAUAAUAAAGCAAGAAGCAAAUGCUGAAACUACUUUUACAUCGUUUAUUGAAAAAGGAUUGUGUAGAAAUGAAGUGAAAUUAGUAUUUGACGAUGAACGUGAGCUGUUUGUUUCAGAAAACUUCCUGUCGCUUUCUUCGCCGGUUUUCAAAGCAAUGUUUUUGAAUGAUUUCAUUGAGAGAAACGAAAUGACAGUUAGGCUACCUGGAAAAAGCUAUGAUGACUUUCUCGAGUUCUUGAUGUGUAUCCAUCCAGCGGUGCUAAAGCCAAUUGAUGAAUCGAAUGCAGUUCGUAUGGUUCCGAUUGCUGACAAAUACCAAGUACCAUCAAUAGCUGCAAAAUUCCAAAGGUUAAUGAAGAAGGUUAUGAACAAGGAUCUUGAAGAGGCAAAAAAGCGUCAUUCUAAGUUCGAUAAUCAUGUUGUGCCUGUUCGUAAAUGUCUCAUUUUCUUUAAUACUGCAGUGACAUUUGGAUAUAAAAGUCUUAUUGAGCACUGUUCUACAAUCCUUGCGAGCUUCCCGUCUGCAGUAUACACUGAUGUGGACAAAAGUUGCAGCUACUUGAAGUACUACAACUAUCCAAGUGUUGAAGUAAAUGGAGAAAGCGUUAAGGUGGAAGACGUACGCUCUGAAUGCAUGGCCUUGUUUAAAAAACUACCACCUGAUGUUAGCCUCAUGGUAACUUCCAAACGAUUAACAAAGUGCGAUACUCAAAACCUCUUAUAGAGACAAACUGGCUUGGAUGAUCCAAACUAUAAACGUAACAUCUUUUGUGGUUGUCUGAGUUCUGAUAUUAUUUUCCCGGAUGUAUUUCUGACUUUACAUAAUUAUAGUUUUAGUACACGUGAUAUACGUGAUUCAAAACAAAUGAAAAUCAUGUUGGAGAUACUUGAUUUAGAUAGACGGCGUUUUAGCACAAGAACAAAUACUGGUGACUGAUAAUUUAGUUUUGCAGACGUUAAUGGUUCUACGAAUGUUUUCUGUUUGUCAGUUUUUGAUCAUUUCACAAAUUCUAUGUUUUUUGUUGGGCAUAACAUAAAAUCGACACACACACCUUCUGUUAGCCUGAAUGAGUUCCUUACAUGAAAGUAAUAUACACACCAAGCGGGAUUUCGAACCAUCAACGGCAAGGUGAAAGUAAUACGAAAUAAGCGACUUUAAAGACGCACCACAGAAUAACUUUACAUGAUCUACAUGAAAGUAAUGAGAAAUAAAAGCGUCUAGUUACAAAUUGACGGUGACAAGUCAAAGACAAUGUGUUUAAUGUCUAAAUGUAUUAUCAAAUAAAUGUAGGAGUAUGCACAGUACGUUAUGUAUUAAGUUUAGUUUUGACCACACUUCUUUUCUAUAGUGUAAGAAAGUUGUUUAUCUAUGUUUUUAAAACUAUACUGAAAAGAGAUUGACUGAA